Lytechinus pictus (painted urchin) is the source of this 4885-nucleotide messenger RNA. RefSeq names its product poly(ADP-ribose) glycohydrolase-like. Gene Ontology annotation, cellular component: nucleus; cytoplasm. The coding region runs from base 353 to 2713 and encodes 786 amino acids. The record is from RefSeq and is a predicted model, not a curated record. Lineage: Eukaryota; Metazoa; Echinodermata; Echinoidea; Temnopleuroida; Toxopneustidae. Gene Ontology annotation, molecular function: poly(ADP-ribose) glycohydrolase activity. Gene Ontology annotation, biological process: ATP generation from poly-ADP-D-ribose; regulation of DNA repair; nucleotide-sugar metabolic process. The transcript is spliced from 17 exons.
GUUCUAUGUUGAGCCAAGUCAAGACAAGAAAGAGCAUCUAUUUUGGUAAUUACAUGUCUGAGGUGUGAUUGUGAACCACUAUCUGCUUGAUCCAGUUAAUUUCCAUGAAUGUCGGUUUUUUACAGCUAAUUAGAUUAAUCUUGGCCCAUUAUGAAUACUCAAACUAAAACGAAGUUAGACUGUGAACAAAGUGGCGAAGAAGUUACUUAUAAAUGAAUCGGCACGUGCGAUUUGUUCUGCAUAAUCACAACCGCCAGCCAAGGGAGUCACUGUUUACAUCCAGCCAUCCCUGUUUUGUUUAGAUGUAUUUCAGAUGGAUCAGUUUGAUUGACAGUUUUGUUAAUACCAUCUGAUGAUGCCCAAGAAGAGGGAUAGAGAGACGGACGAGACAACCCCAAAGAGGUUCAGGCAGUCCACGUUGGAUUUCCAUUUUACAUCAAAAGGUGGAGUGAAAUCAAAUCCUGAAGAGGACGAGGAGGAGGCGAUGAUGAGUGCAGAGGAGAGAGCUGAGAUGCAGAGGAGGAGGGAUCUCAUGGCAGCCGCUGCUGAAAGAAGGAAACAAGCAGGCUCACCAUGGAGCACACCACCAGGCAGCCCUGAGAAUGUGGAAGACAAUGACAGCAAUCGCAUGCUACGAUCAUCAACCUCAAAGACAGUUCAACCUUCAUCACCGGAUAUACCAUCAAGAACUGUGCCCAAAAGCAAUAUGAUAGCUGCUUUAUCAGAAGCUAGCGAUGCUUCUCUGCAAGAGAGGACUAGUAUCCCAAAACAAGAGAAAGAUGUUUAUAAGAGGACAGAUCGGUAUGAUUAUGUCGUAGAAAAGGGAGUAUUGCCCGAUGAGAUGGACAGACCUUCAACCUCGAAAGACGGUUACAAAAGUAAAGUGACUGGAAAAAAUGGGGAAGAUGAGGAUGAUAUGAAUCGUUCAGAUGUGAAUUAUGCAGAGAUGGAACCCGCGAGUCCAACUCUGGAAUACAUGUAUGAUGGAGAUGGAUCACAACCGUUGUUUACUGAUUCAGAACCUUUGGAAGAUGAGGAGGUUCACUGCACAGAUGUUCCAACUUCGUAUUGGAAAGGUUCUCCUAUCUCAGAGUUAAACCGGGCACCAGCCUGUUCUGAUGUAUUGCCUGAGAUGAGACCAUCCCAAGAUCACACCAUUCUCUUCAGAACCCCAGUGAAAUCGGGUGUUGUUCCCACUGCCUUCCCAAGUGAUUACCAAGAUAAAUGGGAUGGUGACCAUGUAAGAAUGCCCUGCUCUCCAGAAAACCUAUAUCCUGUUGAGGAUCAGGCUGGAAGAAAGAAGGUCCAAAGCAGAUGGGAGCUCAUUGAAGCAACGUUACUUGGUGGAAUAAAGAACUCAGUAGAUUUAGAAGAAGCUAUUUUGACGUACAAUGCUCGCUACAGCCAGCGUUGGAACUUCAGAGCGCUUCACACUCUCUUUACGGAUGUACUAGAUGCAGAGGAAACAACUUAUUUCUUUGAUAAGAUUCUCCCGGAGAUGGUUAAUCUAGCUCUACGAUUGCCAAAAUUAUGUACUCAGGCCAUUCCUCUAUUAAGAAGACAGUUAACACACAGCAUCACAAUAUCUCAACAACAGAUAGCCAGCCUCCUUGCCAAUGCUUUCUUCUGUACCUUUCCACGACGGAAUGCUCAGCAAAAGAAAUCAGAGUACUCCAAAUUCCCAGAUAUCAACUUUAACAGGUUAUUUGAGAUGGGCAAAGGUUACAAAAAUCACAGAAAGAUUGAGAAGUUAAAGUGUAUCCUGAUUUACUUCCGUAGAGUUACUGAAAAUGUACCUACGGGAACUGUGACCAUCAGCCGCAGGGCUUUGACUGAUCUACCCAGGUGGGAUAAAAGUACAGCACCUCUCACGAGGCUUCACAUGGCUGCAUCGGGAAUGAUUGAGAAGGAAGGCCAUGGAAUGCUUCAGAUGGACUUUGCUAAUAAAUACAUCGGUGGCGGUGCAUUGGGGUUUGGUUGCGUCCAAGAGGAGAUCCGCUUCAUGAUCAACCCAGAGCUCAUAGUGACUCGUCUCAUCACGGAGGUUCUGGAUGACAAUGAGUGUGUCAUUAUCAAAGGUGCUGAGCAGUUCAGUGACUACACCGGAUAUGCCAACACUUUCAAGUGGAAGGGAAGUUUCAAAGACUCUACCACAAGGGAUGCAUGGGGAAGGCUAGAGACUGAGAUCGUUGCCAUUGAUGCCCUUGUGAUCCGUCGAUAUGAAGAUCAGUUCAGACCUGAUUGUCUCCGGAGAGAGCUCAAUAAGGCAUAUUGUGGUUUCCAUGGUAACACCUCAUCAGAGCAUCUACCUGCCAUAGCUUCUGGUAAUUGGGGUUGCGGAGCUUUUGGAGGAGACAAGAGAGUGAAAGGACUAAUCCAAAUGAUGGCUGCAGCUGAAGCAGGGAGAGAUCUGGCUUACUUCACGUUUGAAGAUAAGGAUUUAUGUGAUGAUAUGGCAGGCAUGCAUGACUUCCUAGCAGCCCAGUCUGUCACUGUUGGUGAUCUGUGGAGGAACCUUCACAGGUACAGGACGGACGUCUUGAGACGUGGUGCAGGAGCAUCCAAGCCCAAGCUCUUUCCGUACCUCCUUCAGCUCUACACGGUGUGUGAUUCGGACACCGACGAGUACGAGACCGAGGCAGGCCCCCCAGCUGAGGCCAAGACCACAGCUGGCAGAAGCUACAGUCCCAACUACAGAGCAGAAACACCUUGAUUGUUAUUGGUGCAGCAUGCUAUAAGGGCAGAUUUUCAUUAAAACUAUGAAACUCACUAUUAUAAGUUAUCAAAAUCGUUGCAUCUGAUUGGCUCAGAGCAAAUAGUGAAAGUUAUUCACUAUCUGUUUCAUGAAAUGCUUCUAAGCUGAUGACUGAUGAAGUGACCACCAAGUUCUGUUAUUAGGCAGGGCCUGCUAACAAGAGCAUUGCUACAGAAGUUGUAGUCAAUUGCCUGUGUCCCAUGUUCGAAAUGGGUAUUAAAAUUGAGGAUUCAUGGGAAAUAAUAGUUUGACUGCUGGAUUCCGUAAUUCUCACAGGCUUGGCACAGUUUGAUCAUCCAAUUUUUGAGUAAGGCUUGCCGUGCUGCUGUAAACAAGACCCUUUAAAGCUAUAGUUCCAACUAUGGAACAGAAUUUCUUAACCCUCUAACUGCCAAGUGCACAUGCUCAAGCUUGUGUAGGAUUGCCAAAUGCAUGCUUGCAGUUGUCACAAAUUAAAAAUUCAACUUUGUGAUUAUGUCGAGUCAAACCAUGAUAAUGUACGUGUAAUGAGAUACUAUUCACUAUGUAAUCUAAAAGUGGCACUUGGAGGAUACACGAGACUGGGCAUGGUCACGGGUGUCAUUUUUCAUAAAAUUGUUGCAGAGUAUGAAAUGACAAUUGGCAGUUUAUCACUUUACUUAUAGAUGAAAAGCAUUAAUGCUCUAUCUAUUGUAAUUAUGUUUUCAAAUAUCAGAGAUUGAAAAUAAUACAUUUAUGCCAAGUCUUUAUAGUAUAUUAGAAUAUCAGUCUUGAAUCUGCUCAUGGUUGCAGACAUUUGUGAGUUGUUCCGUGUAAUCACCUCGUUACGUUGAGUUUUGUGAUUUAAUUAUGUCUUCUUUUUUUUUAGAUAAAAGUUUGUCAAUCAUAUUAAAAAACAUGUUAGGUUUCUAUAUCUUAAACAUAUAUGUAUACAGUGCAAUCAUUGUUAUUAACUGUACAUCUUUUAAUUUUCCAUAAGUUGUGUUCUUUCUCUACAGCUAGCAAUAAUACAUUAAAGCCCUGCAAUGUGUGUAUUUGUUCUUCUCUUUUUUCUAUUCAAUGGGAAAUCCUCUUUACUUUAAUAUAUUUAUACUUACUUGCUUUCAAGGCCGUUUGUGAAUUGCUUUGAUUAAAUAUGUUUUCAAUGCCACAUGAAUUAAUUGAAAUAGUGUACCCCCUCCAAAAAAAAAAGGGGGGAUAUUUGACUCAUAUCUGGGCGCUUCAUACUCUGGUCAUUCAUAAAGUAUGUGUAAAACAUGUACCUUUAUAGAAAAAACAUGCAUGGAACAUUCUCUCCUCAUCUGGUUCAUAAUAGGAAUCUUUCAAAAACAUGACAGAAUGCAAAGAACAAAGUGUAACCCUAAUAGAGUUAUUUAAUUAUUUAGACCCAUCUGAUAGGGUUAAAGGUAAGUUAACCCCAACAAGUAAGUUGUGUAAUUUUUAAGAAGUUCAGAAUAGUGUGUGACAUCAUUAGUGACCUUAUUUGCAUACUGCCCAUGAUGUGCACAUCACUGUUUUGUGAAAAUGACACAACUUUCUGAUUUUGAUAAAAUUUUCAGUGUUAAACUUGUUUGAUUUUGUCUUUUUUUCAAAUCAGCUUUUUCAUGGGGUGGACUUGACCUUUAAGGUAGAAACUCAUCUGUGCAUGCUCAACUCCCUAUUUUUAUUUAAAUAGACUAAGUUUCCACAGACUGAUUUAUAUCUGAAUCUACCAAUUUUUUUUCCAUUGCAUUCUCAAAAGCUCUCAAAUUAUUUUUCUAAAAAUCAAAGUUAUUCCUGAAAUAAGUAGUUAGCAAUUUACACCAAUACUUAAAAUCCUUUUGUAGUACAAUUAUUCUUUGUAAUGUUUUGUGCCAUGUUUAAUAAUGUAUAGAUGAUUUAUGUGAAAAAUGCACCCUAAAAGGGAUAGUAUGGUUUUCUACAAUAUGCAUAAAUGAUGUAAUCAUGUUUAUUGCUGUGAAAUAGGCAGCUUCUGUUUCUUUCUAUGUUCCCCUGAUCAGAAUGUUUUUAUAUGCGCAUCUCAUAUAAAGUAUGUAUAUUUGAAUGUUAUUUGCAUUGAAUAUUGCAAGUUAUGAGAUGAAUUCUAUGUAAUAUUUUGAUUUAGAAGUUUUUAAUUUAUUUUCUAAUAAAUGAUACUGAUCAUGCAAUUCA